GUGAGCCCCCCUCCCCCGGGCCUCUCGCUUCAGUCCCGGCCCGAGAUGGCGGAGCGCGAGCGGAGGCGGCCCCAGCAGCCGGGCAGGGCGCGCGCGGCGAGCGGCCCCCCCCGGGGCCGCAGUGAGGAGCCCCCACCUGUGUUGCCAUCCCCCAUACGUGGACCCAGCUGCGAGAGGCCGGAGUGCUACCAGGCAGAGCCGUCGGGCCUGCUGGAGUGUUACCAGUGCCGCUACCUGUGCACAGCCAGAGCUUGCUGCCAGCUCGUGGAAGUUCUGCUGACCAUGCUGAUCCUGAUCUGCAGCUCUGUGUCCUACAGCUCGACAGGCGGUUACACCGGCAUUCCCAGCUUGGGGGGCAUUUACUACUACCAGUAUGGAGGGGCUUAUAGUGGCUUUGAUGGGGCAGAGGGGGAAAAAGCCCAGCAACUUGACACACAGUUCUACCAAUUAAAGUUGCCGACAGCAAGGGCAGCAAUGGCUGUGGGAGGGGCCCUGAUGGCCUUCUCUUGCCUUCUGGUUUUGGUUGGUGUGCUGCGGCUGCCAUGGCAUUUCCCAGCCUGGCUGCUGCUCGAAUGCACCCUGGACAUAUUGAUUGCACUGGGCUUCCUGCCUGCUCUCUACUUCUACUUCCACCAUCUGUUGGGUGCCUACGAUUCUCCAGUGUGCAAAGAGAGAGAGCAUCUCUACCAAAGCAAAGGCUACCAAGGCUUCAGCUGCAGUGUGCAUGGGGCAGAGAUCGCAGCUGGGCUCUUUAGCUGCAUUGCCAUUGUGGCAUUCUUGGUCAGUGCUGGCCUUGCUAUCAGGGGAUACAAAACAGUUCGUCAGCUGAGAGAGAAGCCAGUGCAGAUGUAUGAGUUUUAGGGUGGCUUGUGCAUACCCAAGCUGUCCUACCAGCUCAUCUCUCUCUGUGGCUGCCAGCCUGGACACCAAGAAGGGGCAGCAUCGUUUCCCCUGGCUCAGGACAUUGCAUCUGCACUGCUACAAUCAGAACACAGGACCAUGGCCACAACAAGCACCCUUACCAUGAGAGAACAGCUCCAGCUAGAGCCAAGCCAAGCUGCUUUUAACCAGCCCUUGCAUUUAAAUCUUGUGCAUGUGAGCGGAACAGAUGCAUUCUUAGUUCCAUAAUUUACAUCUGCUCCAUGGCUCUGCCUCUGUUAGCAGUGACUAGCUUACUGCUUGUGCUGAGCUCAGUAUCUUGGGAGUAGAGGGGCGCCUCCAUCCCCUGAUCUGCUGAAGCAAGAUGUCCCAGCUCUCUCAUUGGCCACAGUCCCGUUCCUCCCGUACAAGGUAGAACUACCAGCACUUGGCAAGAUCCCUUGUUCAUUAGCUAAGACUGAGCUUUUCACUUCACCUUAAAUAAGCACAAUGGGACUUCAUCUCUCCUCCCAUCACUGCAUGUUUGAACAACUUUGAUUCCCAGCUGCUUGCUACAGCAGUGCAGGGAGCAGGAGAGCCCAGGCUUGGCCACUAAACCCUGCCACUAGCUCUCCUCUGAUCCUGUGUUUCCUCACAUGGCGGGGAUCAGGGAGGUCACCUUUAAACAAUGGUUCUUAUUUUUUUUAAAUGUAAUUGAUUGUAUAAGAAAAUGAUUCUACAAACCCGAUCAUUAGUGGAAGGGUGAGUGAGGACAAACACCAACCAUUGUUCCCAUAAAGCAGGGGUUCUUAAACUGGGGGUCAGGACCCCUCAGAGGGUUCUGAGGUUAUUACAUGGUGGGUCACGAGCUGUCAGCCUCCACCCCAAACCCCGCUUUGCAUCCAGCAUUUAUAGUGGUGUUUAAUAUAUAAAAGUGUUUUUAAUUUAUAAGGGGGGGGGGUUGCACUCAAAGGUUUGCUGUGUGAAAGGGGUCACCAGUACAAAAGUUUGACAGCCACUGCCAUAAAGCAAAGUGAUGUCACUCAGGCAUUAGCGUGUGACCCCAAUGAUUAGUUGAGUGCUGCAUGCCUGCGUGGAGCCUAGCCAGACAGCCCCCGCACAGGGCAGGGCUUUACACUAUAGGAACAUGUUCAAUAGCACCUAGGAUUGAGCCUGUGACCAACCCAUGGGGAAAUGGCAUGAAGGCCUGGGAAUGUAAUGGAUCACAGUGGAAACAAGAGAAGACUGUCCCAUUAAAUACAGUUUCUAUGACAAUCCCACUGUGGUGGGACACUGUCCUCACCACUUAGCUGAAUGGCCAAAGUGUAGGUGCGCCAGGGCUCCCUACAGAUCUGAACUGUAAGAGGGACAAUGGCUAGGGUUGCCAACCCUCCAGGAGUAUCCUGGAGUCUCCAGGAAUUAAAGAUUGUCACGUGAGAAAAUCUCCAGGACUACAUCCACCCAAAAUUGGCAUCCCUAACAAUGGCUGCUUCAGCCCCAGGGGGAUGUUGAAGCAAUGUGUUGGCUGUGUUGCUUUUGAUCCCUGGUAUGGUGAGUGUGGUGCUCAGCUGAGGGGCUGGCAGCCCGUAGUUAGAUGGAGUAGGCCCUCUUGUGGGAACGGCUGGAGCCUGGCGGUAUUUGAUGGCAAACGGCACGUCCCCCCACCCUUUUUCUCCUUCUGCUACAUGUGGAGAGUUGGCCAGCUAGCUUGGCAGGUGGCCUCGUCCUUUGGCUCAGAGGGGCAGGAAGACCCAUUUCUGGUGUAAGCGAGUGCUGUUGCUUUUUUCCUCCUCUUGUCUCUGCUCUUCCUCUGCACUGUUUUGCCAGUGUGGAAGGCAGACUGUGCUGUUUCUCUCCCUGUAAUAAAGGCCCAACACAACUCAAGGGAACAAGAAAUAGCUGGGUCCUUGUCUGAGCAGAGCUCCGGGUGGACAGGCAUUUACCUAAAUUCUGUAGACCAUGUGUUCUCAUGCUGGAGGGCAUAACACCGCCUGCCCUUUGUUUAUGGCUAGACAGGAGUAUCUUGAAGGGUUUUUUUGUUUAUAACAUGGGCUUACAGCCUCCAACUGGUUGAGAGCCUUGCUGGAGCUGGGCCAAGCACUAGAAAAGACCCAGCACUGGCCCCCCAGGUGCUAGCUGAGCUAAGCUAGGACUUUCUAGCCCUUCUACCUCUGCUACAAGCUGAGUUAGCUAGCUAGGCUUGGGCACUCCAGAGUGUUGCGAGGACAGGUCAGGCCUGGCUGAAGUGAAGGGGAGGCAUGUCACAGCAUUGUCUAUUUCACCCAGGUGUGGUGCAGCAAAUCCAGAUGUUACUGAAUGCUCUGGCUCUCGUGUGUGGUCACUUCUUAUUUUGUUCUUUCUGGAUUCAGUGCUGGCUUUACAGCUGGUGGCUUCAAUGAUUAUUACUACUGACCCUUCAAGGGCCACGCACUGGUGCAAAUCCAGAUCACCAUCACCAUCUUCUUGUUGGAGAUCUGAAUACUCGCUUCCUUGUUGGAAAGUCCAAGCCUCUGGAAGCUGUCUCGCUAGGAAAUGGCUGCUUCUGGAAGCCAUGUGCUGGCUCCUGGCAUGUUUGGCCUAUUGCACAGCGCUAGGUGUCUAGCUACACACAACCCUACAAAGUAGUGGCAAAGAUCUUUGCAAAGGGAGAGAGGCUAUAUGGAUGAAAUGGACUGUGAGCUGGCAGGCACUGCUGGGGAUGCCGCCACUGUUGGGAGACUCCCAGCCAUUUUAUGGAAUUAGCGUGGUUCUCAUCCUACAAUGUGAUAGAAAAAUGAACUUUUAUCAGGAUCUUCCAGAGCUCAGUGGUGCAGCUAGUGAAACAGUUUAGUGUUCUUGGCUCUCGAGUACUAGAUGGCCUCCUCAUGUGAGGCAGAGCUAGGGUAACAAGCGGUCUUAGCCACCAGCAGUGGCACCUGCAGGCCAACUCUUUCUCUAGGUAUACUAUUUCUAAGCAGAAUGUUGUGGAUAAGAAUGUGCUUUUCACUGACUUUUAUUCUUUCAUUCACAGGCUGCCAAAGUUAGUCGCUUUUUGAGAUAAUGCAGGGAAGAACUAGAUGAUAAAAUAUUAGAGACUGAUCAGAGUCCCAUAAAAUAAUUGGCCUGAUGUAUAACCUGGACUCUCAUCAGCUCUGUCUGAAGCAGCACUAAGCCAAGCUUGCUCAAUCCUUUGAUGGGAGAUUUCCUUAGAAAGCCAGGGUGGGUGCUGCAGGCAGUGAAUCACUACUGAUUCCAGCUAAUGGUGUCAAGGGACUGUGGUGCUCAGAGCUCUAAACAGCAUCUGUCCAGAAUAAGGGUCCCAUGGUGCUUUUCCAGAAGUGUUAACAGCACUUUCCUGUUUUGAUCCCCAAUGGGUAGAUACAUUCCCCCUUGGUAAAGUCUCCCUGUAGUUUCAGUUGGCAAAAGAUAUUACUAUUUUCAAAUUCUCUAGCUCCAGACACAUGGGACACCUGCAUAAGCCCCUCAAUAGUAUACAACAGGGACCAUCACUUGAAGAAAAAUAAGUUUAUAUGAUGCAAGAUUACUCCUAUAAAAUUCUGUGCCAGAUCACCAGCUGUCAUUCUGCUGCCCCCUUGUACACCGGUCACUUUUUCUUAUAGCACAGGGUAGUUCUGCUAGGAACAUAUUGUGCAGAAGACUCCAUUAGGAGAGUUGACCUACAAAUAGAUGCCUUCCAAUCAGUGCAGAGCUUGUAUUAAUCCUUUGAGCCAGGUAUUUAUAUUACUAUGAUAGAGAAGCAAUGCCAGAGACAAGUUUGUUUCCAUUUUAAGACCAAUCUGUGAUAUAAACCUCUCUUCUGGGCCUGAGUAAAUUUGGGCUGGAAAUAAGGUUUCUAAUGAUCAGAGAUGGGAGGUUCUGGAAAAGCCUUGCAAUAGGAGCAGUGAGGGAAUAAAGGACUUUUAAAACAGAACUUGAUAAAUUUACAAAUAGGAUUAUGCAAGGGGGGUGCCUGCACUCGGUCCCCUCCACGCCUAUGCUCUGUUUGUCUCUCACUCUCUGAGGGACAGGCAGGGGCGCCUUUCUGUAUAAAACGUGUCUGAUCUGGGCCUCAAGAGCAAGGUUAAUCAGUGGAGACUGAGCAAGAUCUGAGACUUUGGAAAACAGUGUUCAGCUAUGAAAAUUCUUCUGUCAGAUCUCACAAUAAAGCUUCCACACUUUACAGUAAAGAUAUUAAAUGCUGAGCUCUUCCUUGUAUUCUUUAUAAACAAUUAAAGGUGAACUUUUUAAAAGAG
Messenger RNA from Chrysemys picta bellii (western painted turtle), 5090 nucleotides. The record is from RefSeq and is a predicted model, not a curated record. Lineage: Eukaryota; Metazoa; Chordata; Testudines; Emydidae.